Messenger RNA from Fusarium venenatum, 282 nucleotides. Lineage: Eukaryota; Fungi; Ascomycota; Sordariomycetes; Hypocreales; Nectriaceae. The record is from RefSeq and is a predicted model, not a curated record.
AUGUCGAUAGUGUAUGAUUGUUGUGAGGAUGGAAAGGUUGGGUGGGAGGAUGGGGAGAGGAGGGGUUUUAUGGCUGGGACCAGCCAAGCCGAGUACCAGAGCUGGAGGAGGUCGAGGACCACUAUUGUCGAGUAUGGUCACAACAACAAUAGCAAGCUUGCGGUGCCGGUCACUGGCGAGCAGCUGCAUGCACAGGAAACAAGGGCAGAGAAUAACUGUAAUGCGAAACGCUCCAACCUGGCAGGAUUUUUGGUACUCCCUCUGGAUCGUAUCUACCAUUGA